Cadophora gregata is the source of this 1029-nucleotide messenger RNA. RefSeq lists its product as uncharacterized. The record is from RefSeq and is a predicted model, not a curated record. Lineage: Eukaryota; Fungi; Ascomycota; Leotiomycetes; Helotiales; Ploettnerulaceae. Gene Ontology annotation, biological process: endoplasmic reticulum to Golgi vesicle-mediated transport. Bases 1 to 1029 code for a protein of 342 amino acids. Gene Ontology annotation, cellular component: Golgi membrane; COPII-coated ER to Golgi transport vesicle; endoplasmic reticulum membrane. The transcript is spliced from 2 exons.
AUGCAACGAACAAACUAUGGGCAUCCUGCCCCAGCAACCUCUCCACCACUUCACCAUCCCGUUCCUCAGCACGUCUCGACAGUUCCCCAGCUACGCUCACCUCCACCUCCUAUGUCACAACAGCAGCAACAAAGCGGAUAUGGAAACCCUUACCAACCGCAGGCUCCUCAAGGAGCUGCUAAUGCUUUUGGCGCAUACGGAAACUUUAUGUCAGAUCCCACGGCCCAGAUGGGAUUUCAGGUUGGACAGACGGCAUUAAAGCAUGGAACAGAAUAUGUAGAGCAAAAUAUCAACCGUUAUGUCAACUUCUCCGCGCUCAAACAUUACUUCAACGUUUCGAACGGAUAUGUGGUCAAUAAGCUGUUCCUGGUCCUGUUCCCUUGGAGACAUAAGCCUUGGUCGCGCAAGCAGACACUCGGUCCAAACGGUCAGGAAGGAUGGUUCAUGCCACCGAGAGACGAUUUGAAUAGCCCAGAUAUGUACAUUCCCGUGAUGGCUCUGGUUACCUACAUCCUCCUUUACAGCAUGAUUGCUGGACUUCGAGGCGCAUUUGAACCCGAAUUGCUGGGAUACACAGCAACUUGGUCAUUCUUCAUUGUUGGCGUAGAGAUCAUCCUUCUCAAACUCGGAGCCUAUUUACUUUCUAUCGCCAGCGAUUCACAACUCCUGGAUCUCGUUGCCUACUCGGGCUACAAGUUUGUUGGGGCAAUUGUCACAAUUGUCAUUAGUGAGAUAUUCAAUGGCGGAAAGGGUACUGGUGGAUGGGUUGGAUGGACAGUCUUUGCAUACACAUUUCUCGCAAAUGCUCUAUUCCUGGUAAGUUACUUUCCUCGAGUCAGAAAGCCAAAUGCCAACUUUCCAAUGCAGCUACGAUCUCUGAAAUACGUCCUACUCCCAGAAAACGUCAGCGACGAGCGAGGAACCAUGCAAACAGUAGCACGAUCACAAAAGAACCGACGGACGCAGUUCCUCUUCAUAUACUCGUACCCUGUACAGUUGUUCUUCAUGUGGCUGCUCACACGGGCUUGA